UUUACAUAUUUAUUUUGUGCACAUUUAGUGUAUUUAUUUUGCUUAAUAUUACAAAAGUCCUGCAUAUGCCAAGCUAAUAAAAUAUUUAUAUGCACUCUCACAUAUACAUAUGUAUGUACGUCGUCUAAUUUUGCGAAUACAUUUGCAGUAAAACAUACGCAUUUAAGUAUGUGUAGAUAACAUAUACGGCACUAACGUAUGCAGAUGUAUUAUAUUGGCAGAGUCUAAACAAAUAAAUCGUAAAAAUCUUAGAUAACAGGAAAUAAAACCGUGCGCCAUCGAAUGUUUGUGAAAUAUCUGCGUCGCUGAUUUGUUUGAUCUGGAAUUGACACUCGCCCUUGUUGCGUGUACAGCACUCCUGCUGUGAUUGGCAAGCUCUCUUCGGGUAUAAAAACGAUAGCAAAUCCUCAUAGUUCAUCAGUUGUUAUCUGCAAUCCUUCGUGGCAUUUUCAUCGUUCAAUCAUUCAAUUGCAAAACCGUUAAAUUAAAAUACUAAAAAAUGGUUAAGCUUAUGUGUCUUGCCUUCACUCUGAUUUUGAGUGCAGUGGUAUUUUCAUCUCAGGCGUUGCCCACUCCCGAUGAGGACCGUUACAUGGAUAAAGAAUACAACCGUGAGCUUUUGAAUUGGCUAAACUCUAUGCAAUACCCACAGCCUUAUGCAGCCCCUUGCAAAUACUAUCCGGUCAAUAGUUUCACUGGACCUGUGCCAAAAAGAAACUCGGAGUUGAUCAAUUCAUUACUCAGCCUGCCAAAGAGCAUGAACGAGGCCGGAAAAUAAAUUAUUUUUGAUGUACAAAAGGAAUUCUACUAAAUUAAUCUGUUUUAUAAUCAAAAAUAUAUAGGUAUAUACAUACAUUUCGAAAGAACACGCAAUGUGAGAGGUUAGGUAUUUCUGAUACAAAUGCAUAAUUAUAUUAACGAAUCAUAAACGAAUACUCUGCUGUAUACAAAUUAUGUAAAAAUGUAAUGCUCUUGACAUGCACCAACGUGCAUAAGGAUGCUUAAAUAACAAUGUUGAUUAAUUAUAUCGUUAUAAAUGACUAAAUAAAAAUAAUAUAAACAAAUUAUAAGUAAACAA
Messenger RNA from Zeugodacus cucurbitae (melon fly), 1078 nucleotides. Its product is annotated as protein PDF. The coding region runs from base 500 to 778 and encodes 92 amino acids. The record is from RefSeq and is a predicted model, not a curated record. NCBI's taxonomy places the organism in Eukaryota, Metazoa, Arthropoda, Insecta, Diptera, Tephritidae. Gene Ontology annotation, cellular component: extracellular region. The transcript is spliced from 2 exons. Gene Ontology annotation, biological process: response to light stimulus. Gene Ontology annotation, molecular function: hormone activity.